Messenger RNA from Melanotaenia boesemani (Boeseman's rainbowfish), 1855 nucleotides. RefSeq names its product scleraxis bHLH transcription factor a (gene scxa). Gene Ontology annotation, molecular function: protein dimerization activity; DNA-binding transcription factor activity, RNA polymerase II-specific; RNA polymerase II transcription regulatory region sequence-specific DNA binding. The record is from RefSeq and is a predicted model, not a curated record. Lineage: Eukaryota; Metazoa; Chordata; Actinopteri; Atheriniformes; Melanotaeniidae. The transcript is spliced from 3 exons. The coding region runs from base 544 to 1197 and encodes 217 amino acids. Gene Ontology annotation, biological process: regulation of transcription by RNA polymerase II; developmental process.
AAAAGGCAGAGAAAAGGAGGACGAAGGCAGAGACCAAUAGAAAACAAGAGAGCAUGAAGCUGCCGGCACAGAGUAGGUUUUACUAGUUUCGCUUUUGGGAGUGAAACAGAUAAAUAUAGAAACAAAGGACAAAACAAGAAGGUCAAGGAAGCAAGGAAAAGGAAGGCAAAGUUUGACUUCAAUAUGCUCUGCAUUGAAGAUUCUCCGUGAUUUUUUGUGAUGUGAGAUGUGUUUUCUUUUUCUUUUUUUGGUGUGUGUGUCAACUGAUACAAAACAAGGACCUGGACCUGCAGCUACCCAUGACAGCAGAUCUGGGGUCCAGUCAUUUUGACCUCAACUUGCUAAUGCGUUACUUUCAGUAAAGAUAUAGAUCAAUUAACUAAGACUCACAAAAGAAACAUCUGAUUCACUUGGCAAAUAACACCCUUAGUUGUGUUAGCAUCAGCACCACUUGCGACCAAGCAUCUUCAGCUCAAGCUUAACAGCUCGUAACUUGCCUUGAGGACCUCUCCAAAGGACUGAUCAGUAGCUGUCUCACAGAAGAUGACAUUUGCCAUGCUGCGCACGGCGCCUCCUGCAGGCCGCUUCUUGUAUGGUGACAUUGCUCUCCUUUCUGAAGAUGAUGAUGAGAACGGCAGUGAGGGGUCAGGCUCUGAGGAGCGAACUACCAAUUCCUCCAACUCUGCUGCCUUCCGCCUGUCUUCAUCGUCCCCAUCUGCCUUUCAUAUCAAGAUGAACAGGAAGAGGAAGAUGUGUGGGGGCGGAGGGGUUGGAGGGGUAGGGAGCAUGGCGGGUAGACUUGCCCCCUCCCCAGGCUCAUCAGGCCAUGGGGAAGUUCGUCAAAGGACUGCAGCCAACGCACGGGAGAGAGAUCGUACCAAUUCUGUCAACACAGCAUUCACAGCCCUGCGCACACUCAUCCCCACCGAGCCUGCAGACAGGAAGUUGUCAAAGAUCGAGACGCUACGUUUGGCCAGCAGCUACAUAAGCCAUCUGGGGAACGUGUUGCUUCUGGGUGAGGGGCUUCAUGAUGGACAGCCUUGCCACGCUCCCUCACCACCAUUCUUUCACGUCAGCUCCUCCCCCAACCGAGGAUCUGACCAAUCAUCUCAGCCCAAGCACAUCUGUACCUUCUGCCUCAGCAACCAGAGAAAAAUGAACAAAGACAGAGACAGGAAGACAACUAUUCGAAGCUAACAACGAGGACACAAACCACACGGAGAAAAUGCUCAUCACUCUGACAGCGCAUUCUGUGAUUCUACAGUCACUGCAGCUUGGAGACUAACUGGACUUGUGAUGCAUUUUAAAGACUUUUAAAGGACUUCUGUGGCACUUCCAGGACUUUUCAAAGAACUUUUUUUUAUUAUUGCUUUUUGUAUUGCUUUACAAGAAACUUUUAAAAUGUUUUACAGUCAUAAGAAACUCAUCAGUACCUUCAAAGUUCUUUCACAUGCUUAUCAAGAUCAUCAAGAAACUUUCAACCAUUGUCAUGAGAGACUUUUUACUGUGUUGCUCAGUGACUCUUUGGUCUGAGUCCUGUACGAAUUUAUGACACAUGGUUGUAAAACACAAAGCCCAGAAAUUUGCAUUCAGCAAAAACUGUUAUUAUUGUGUAAACUGAAAUAUAAAUGUAUAUUUAUAUAACAUAACAUUAUAUAAUGAAACUAUGUUAUUUAACAGACAUAUGACAACUAAUGUGCAUAAUUUUAAGGUACAAACAUUGGCUAUUGACAUGGUUUUUAGCAUCACAAGGGAUACGCUGGAAAUUUGGUGGUUUGGGGUAUUUUUUAAUAAUCAUUUCUAAAAGUGGAAAAUGACUCAAGCUGACCAAUAAAGUGUUUGUUAAUCUGGGAGU